AUGGUCGGCGGUGGUGAAAGAGGUAACGGCGGCGGAGGAGGAAAAGAAGGUGACUGGGAGUGCGGCGGAUGCCGCAACCGGAACUAUGCUUUUAGAUCCUUUUGCAACCGUUGCAAGCAGCCCCGCCUUCUCGUUGACACCAAAACGCCCGCCGAUUCGAAGUGGCUUCCCCGAAUCGGUGACUGGAUCUGCACUGGUUGCACUAACAACAAUUAUGCCUCAAGAGAAAAGUGCAAAAAGUGUGGCCAACCUAAGGAGCUAGCAGCAAUGCCAGCAGUUGCGAUCCCCGGAGCUUCUGUCUCUACUCAUCCAACUUAUUUUGCCAGGGCUCAAGGAAGAAUGGAACAAUUACUGAACGUUGGAUCUUUCCAAUCAUCAAUGUCUUUGGGCUCCAGCUGGCUUGGUGGAGCAGCUGGUCAAUACAGGAGUCUUGCUACUGAUCCAUAUGGACUUCAACAAUCAUCUAAUUGGGCCUUAGGAGAUGGAGGUAUAUCAGGAAUUUCAUAUGCUGGCCACAUGAAUCAACUUCCUGCUGUUCUAAAUGGUAAUGAAUGGCGUUCUGGGGAUUGGUUGUGCACAUGUGGCUUCCACAAUUAUUCUUCUCGUUUGGAGUGCAAAAAGUGCAAUGCCCCUUCGACAAUAUCAGCACCGGCAUCUCUUCUUAAUCCCUCAGUCGCAGCUCUUGGAACUAAACGCUUGGCAUCCGAAGAAUUUGUUAACAACUGGGAUAAUAAGAGACUGAAUGCAGGACAAGCGUAUGGGCUGGAGCAACAAUGUACAGGUUUACAGUCUACCCCAAAUUCUGGAGAUAGUAAAUUAAAUAAUAUAUACCCAGCCACUCGGAGUGAAAACACAGUUAUCCCUCAGAAUUGGCAAGUCAACCCUCAAGUACCACGUGUACAAGCAAUGCAUGCACUCCUUGGAAAAGGAGCAAAGCAAUGGCGUGAUGGGGAUUGGAUGUGCUCAAAUUGUAAUAAUCACAAUUAUGCCUCUCGAGCAGAAUGUAAUAGGUGCAAAACUCAGAGAGAGGUGCCAGCCCAACCUGUGAGUGUUGCUUAG
Striga hermonthica is the source of this 1059-nucleotide messenger RNA. The record is from the annotation of a GenBank genome assembly. Lineage: Eukaryota; Viridiplantae; Streptophyta; Magnoliopsida; Lamiales; Orobanchaceae.